CACCGCACACGGUUACAUCAUAUCAUGGCAGGGGCCAUCCGACAGCAGAUCGAUAUUCCCGCGCUGGAGCGCUAUAUCGACCAGCAUGUACCGAUCAUCAAGACACCCUUGGAGGUGAAGCAGUUCGGCUUCGGUCAGUCGAACCCGACGUACCAACUCAUUGCCGCCGAUGGGCAGAAAUUCGUCAUGCGCAAGAAGCCGCCAGGAAAGCUUCUGUCCAAGACGGCGCAUAAAGUGGAACGGGAAUACAAGAUCAUUCAUGCACUGGAGCAGACGGACGUACCCGUUCCCAAGGCGUACUGUCUCUGCGAGGACAGCAGUGUAAUUGGGACCGCCUUCUACAUCAUGGAGUUCCUGGAUGGGCGGAUAUUCACAGACCCGACUUUCCCAGAUGUCACAGCGGAGGAACGAACUGAAUUAUGGAAAGACGCCGUUCGCACCCUUGCCAAAUUCCACCGCGUCGUCCCCAAAUCCGUGGGACUCGAGACCUUUGGCAAACCAAGCGGCUUCUAUGACCGCCAGAUUGCCACAUUCACGACUGUCUCCAAGGCACAGGCGCAAGCCGUGGACGUCGAAACCAAAGAACCGGUCGGGGAUCUUCCGCACUUCAUGGAAAUGGUGCGCUUCUUCCAGGACAAAUCCGCGCAGCCCAAAGACCGCGGCACCCUCGUCCACGGUGACUACAAGAUCGACAACCUCGUUUUCCACAAGACCGAGCCACGCGUCAUCGGAAUUCUGGAUUGGGAAAUGGCAACCGUCGGCCACCCGCUCUCGGACUUUUGUAACCUUACCAGCCCUUACUUCUUAGAGGGCACGGAGUAUAAGUUGGAACACUUCAGGCCGGGCGCUGUGCCUGGUCUGCCUACGCGCGAGGACUGUUUAGCAUGGUACAGCGAGUAUGCGGGGUGGGAUCCGACGCCUGAGAUCGCUUGGGGGGAUGCGUUCUUCUCAUGGAGGAGCUCAGUUAUCAUGCAGGGUAUCAAGGCUCGAUAUGCGUUGAGACAGGCUAGUAGUGCGCGGGCGGCAGAGUACGGUCAGAAGACGGUGCCUUUUGCUCUGAAGGCGUGGGAGCGGGUGCAGAGGGUACAGAACGGGCUGCGCCAGAAGGGCAAAUUGUAGUGCGCUCCUUCAAUCUCGAACAUUCGACCUCGCCGCCCACUGUCCGCCAGGAUCCUUACCCAACUUAGAUUUACAUACAAAGAAACCUUGUGGAGUGCCCAGACCACCUAGGCUCUGGAGAGCGAUUGCACGGCACACUAGUGGUGCAGCCACGGAUGGGGUGGUUUGCGAACGCAGCUCAAGCCAUGGGCAUAAGCCCGGCACCACAUCCAUGGAAGCGACGGUCUACGAGCUGGGAGGGUGCACGGUGUCUUCAUUUUUCCAUUUUGUAUAUAUAACUC
This is a messenger RNA of Aspergillus nidulans FGSC A4, 1400 nucleotides long. RefSeq names its product phosphotransferase family protein. Bases 25 to 1119 code for a protein of 364 amino acids. NCBI's taxonomy places the organism in Eukaryota, Fungi, Ascomycota, Eurotiomycetes, Eurotiales, Aspergillaceae. The transcript is spliced from 3 exons. The record is from RefSeq and is a predicted model, not a curated record.